Molecule: messenger RNA, 1563 nt
Organism: Zychaea mexicana
Lineage: Eukaryota; Fungi; Mucoromycota; Mucoromycetes; Mucorales; Lichtheimiaceae
Product: RGase A
Exons: 2
Coding region: 1-1563 (520 amino acids)
Biological process (GO): carbohydrate metabolic process
Molecular function (GO): polygalacturonase activity
Source: RefSeq, a predicted model, not a curated record
AUGCGUGCUUUUACGACCACCACACUCCUUUCUGCGAUUGCUGCAGUCGUUCCUGUUCUUGUAGCAGGUCAACUUACUGGCUCUGUCGGUCCUGAAACCUCUAUUGCUGACAAAUCUGCCAGGAAAAUAUGUAACGUUCUUAAUUAUGGUGCUGUAGCAGAUAAAUCUACAGACGUUGGCCCUGCCAUUUAUGAUGCUCAGUUGGACUGUCGUGAUGCCGGAGGUAUCGUUUACAUUCCCGAAGGCGACUAUGCAAUGGAAACCUGGGUGACUCUUAGCGGCGGUGAAAUGGGUUGGGCCAUCCAACUUGAUGGUACAAUUCAUCGAACCGGUACCGAUGGUGGCAACAUGUUUAUGAUCAAGCGUACACGCGACUUUGAAAUGUUUUCGAGCACUGGCAAGGGUGCGAUCCAGGGCAACGGUUACGAGUUUCAUGCAGAUGACGGCAAUUUAGGAGGGCCACGCAUCCUUCGUCUUACUAUGGUUGACACAUUUUCAGUCCAUGAUAUUACCCUCGUUGACGCUCCUGCGUUCCACUUUUCAUUGGAUACAUGCACCAACGGUGAAGUUUAUAACAUGGCUAUUCGCGGUGCUGAUCACGGUGGUUUAGACGGUAUCGAUGUUUGGGGCGAGAAUAUCUGGAUCCACGACGUCAUGGUAACCAACAAGGAUGAAUGCGUCACUAUCAAGAACCCAUCGCACAAUAUGCUGGUCGAGAGUAUCUACUGUAACUGGAGUGGUGGCUCUGCAUUUGGGUCACUCGGCGGUGGCACUAACAUCUCUGACAUCACAUAUCGUAACAUCUAUAUCUAUAAAUCAAACCAAAUGAUGAUGAUCAAAUCCAACGGUGGCGACGGCACAGUUUCCAAUGUCCUGUUCGAGAACUUUAUUGGCCAUAGCAACGCGUAUUCUUUGAAUAUCGACCAGUACUGGAGCAGCAUGAGCACUGUUGAUGGCGAUGGCGUUCAGCUCAAUAACUUUACUAUUACCAACUGGAGAGGUACAUGCGAAAACGGUAAACAACGUGGGCCGAUCAAGGUGCUCUGCGCCGAUGGUGCUCCUUGUACAGAUAUCAAGAUUGACGAUUUCGCCAUGUGGACAGAGUCUGGUGAAAUCCUUGACAACAUAUGUCUAUCUGCUUAUGGUACCGGAGCCUGCUUAAAGGACAAUAUCCCUACUCCCACUGCGUAUGAAAUAAUCCAUGCUACAACGACGGUUGCCCCUUCCAAUUACGCUGCUCCGACAAUGGCUGAAGAUCUUGAAGAUAGCUUCGGAUUUACCGUCAGCAUUCCGAUUCCCACCAUUCCCGCAUCUUUCUUCCCGGAUACUCCCCCGAUCAGCCCUCUUGCUGGCAAAGAAUCGAUAAAGACGGUUGCAGCAGCUCAAUCUGUUUCAGCCGAAACUAUACCUACCACUACCACUACUACCACCGUUGAACCUACUACUAUCACCACUACUACCAAGGAAGAGAGCGCAACCGCUACUCCGACCGAGUCUAGCACCAAGCGUAAUCAUCAUCAUCAUCGCCAAAACAAGCAUGACAGAAAGAGGCAUCAUCACUGA